This is a messenger RNA of Fulmarus glacialis (Northern fulmar), 1090 nucleotides long. It is a transcript of the gene MTPN, whose product is annotated as myotrophin. Gene Ontology annotation, cellular component: cytoplasm; nucleus. Gene Ontology annotation, biological process: regulation of barbed-end actin filament capping. The transcript is spliced from 3 exons. NCBI's taxonomy places the organism in Eukaryota, Metazoa, Chordata, Aves, Procellariiformes, Procellariidae. Gene Ontology annotation, molecular function: protein binding. The record is from RefSeq and is a predicted model, not a curated record. Bases 1 to 300 code for a protein of 99 amino acids.
AUGUUUACAUUGAAGGGUGAAGAUGUCAACCGGACACUUGAAGGUGGGAGGAAGCCUCUUCACUAUGCAGCAGACUGUGGACAGCUUGAGAUUCUGGAAUUUCUGCUAUUGAAAGGAGCUGAUAUUAAUGCUCCAGACAAACAUAAUAUCACACCACUCCUAUCAGCAGUCUAUGAGGGCCAUGUUUCCUGUGUGAAAUUGCUUCUGUCAAAGGGUGCUGAUAAGACUGUGAAAGGCCCAGAUGGACUAACUGCCUUUGAAGCCACUGACAACCAGGCAAUCAAAACUCUUCUUCAGUGACGGAUGGACUGAUAUCUUAAAUGUCUCUCCUGUGGCCUCACACUGCUGCCUGUCUGUCACUCUUUGCAUCUUCCAGCUUCUUCAGCUAAAUACUUUGGGGGGAGGGAAAUUCUUUAUGAAUCAGACUAGUUAGGGGCUUGUAUCGAAGAUAAUCUGUUUGGAGCGGGUUGAAAACUAUUAUGAACAGUAUCCAUCUAGGACUUCUUUUCAGUGCACAAUCUCUUCCCAUUUCUAGUGAAAAUGGAAGAAGGAAGACAGACCAUGAUCUUGAAUUUUUGGUUUGUAAACCUCCUAGGUUAGUACUAAGAUUUUUGUGGAAAGAUUCCUUUAGAUGGAAGUACUGUGCUACGUACCUGAAACUGAUUGUGAAGGAGACAAUAGUCCCAUGCUGUUAGUGUCUGCCAUAAUCUGAAGUGUAGUAAUGUAGGGGCUGGGUUGCUUUUCUCUCUUCUCUCUCAGUGGGUAGCUUUAUUCUUCUUCUGCCUAAAGCUUACGUUGCAGUUUUGAGGACUUUUGAUACUAGUUAUUGGAGCUGUUCUUUAUAUUGACUAAUUGGAUGUCACACUAAUGUUUUUCUGACUCUCAAGUAAACCAGGAAAGAUCAGUUGAGGCAUGGUGGUAUUACACUCCAGAAUAUCUGCCAAGGUACUUUUGGAUGCUUGAAUUUGAGGUUUUUCUUUCUCAUGUUUGUCCAGGACAGGACAGACGUUUUAAGCAAUUGUUUUUGAGAGAGUUCAGAAUGUCACUGUAGUUACUUCCAAAAGGAUUGUAAGAUGAAAUUUCUUUACUC